Messenger RNA from Psilocybe cubensis, 1689 nucleotides. RefSeq lists its product as uncharacterized. The transcript is spliced from 6 exons. Gene Ontology annotation, molecular function: pre-mRNA 3'-splice site binding. NCBI's taxonomy places the organism in Eukaryota, Fungi, Basidiomycota, Agaricomycetes, Agaricales, Agrocybaceae. Gene Ontology annotation, biological process: mRNA splicing, via spliceosome. The record is from RefSeq and is a predicted model, not a curated record. Gene Ontology annotation, cellular component: spliceosomal complex. The coding region runs from base 1 to 1689 and encodes 562 amino acids.
AUGGCAUCGUCUUCGGCUGUAGGAAAGUUGUCAAGGGAGGAAUUCAGACGACAGAAGGAUCUCGAUGCCGCUCGAAAAGCAGGCACUGCACCGGCUGCACUUGACGAGGAAGGGCGUCCUAUCAAUCCACACAUUCCACAAUAUAUCUCCCAAGCACCAUGGUAUCUCGAUACUGGGGCACCGUCUCUAAACCACCAACGUCGACCGGACUACGACGAUUCUUCAAGUAAACUUGACAAUUGGUACGACAGAGGAGCAAAAGCAGGACCUGCCGCUAAAAAGUUUCGUAAAGGAGCAUGCGAGAAUUGUGGUGCCAUGACUCACAAGAAACGAGAUUGCUUGGAGAGGCCACGGAAAAAAGGAGCAAAGUACACGAACAAAGAUAUUCAAGCAGACGAUGUUAUUCAAGAAGUUUCAGCAGGAUAUGACGCCAAACGUGAUCGUUGGAAUGGGUACGAUGCUGCUGAACACAAGCGAGUUUAUGAAGAAUAUGCUGCUGUGGAGGCUGCCAGGCAGAAGUUACGGGAGGAAGAAAUCGACAAUCAAACAACAACAGAUUUGGCAGCCGUUCGUAAAGUUGCCAAGGCUGGAAAAUCUGAAACAAAAGUAGACGCCGACUUUGGAUCCAGUGAAGAUGAAGAUGCGGAUGAAGAUAAAUAUGCAGACGCGGCAGACGCCGUUGGCCAGAAACUGGACGCAAAAACUCGUAUUACUGUUCGAAACCUACGUAUUCGUGAAGAUACAGCUAAAUAUUUGAUCAAUUUGGACCCAGACAGUGCCUAUUACGACCCCAAAACACGUUCAAUGAGAGAUGCUCCUCUCAAGAAUGUUCCAGCGGAAGACGCAAAGUUUGCGGGUGAUAAUUUUUUCCGUUAUUCGGGCGAAGCGCCUGAAGUCCAAGACCUUCAAUUAUUUGCGUGGCAAGCGGCUGCUCGAGGUAACGACGUACAUCUCAACGCGAAUCCUACUCAGGGAGAAUUACUGCAUUAUGAAUUCAAGCAAAAGAAGGAAGAACUCAAAGACACAACAAAAUCCAGUAUUCUGGCAAAAUAUGGAGGGGCUGAAUACCUCGAUUCCGCGCCGAAGGAGCUCCGUCUGGGUCAAACAGAAAAUUAUGUAGAAUAUUCUCGAACAGGUCAAGUUAUCAAAGGACGCGAAAAGGCGAAGGCUCGAUCGAAAUAUCCUGAAGACGUUUAUGUCAACAACCACACGGCCGUAUGGGGCUCUUGGUACGACACAUCGACGGGGACUUGGGGAUAUGCUUGCUGUCACUCUACUCUUCACCUGUCUUAUUGCGCUGGCAAGGCCGGGAUUGAAGCGGCCUAUGCGUCAAGUGCACAACACUUGCUUUCGACAUCAGACGCUCCUCCUAUCACCGAAAAGUCUGAAAAAAUACCAGAAACGGAAGCACAAGAAACGCAGCCGGCCAAAGUCGAUCAGAACUACUCGAAGAAGCGAAUUGGAGAGGGAGAUAUCAAACUCGACCAAGGAAAGCUUGCACAGGCCGUCCUGGAAGAAAAGAAGAGGAAGGCUAGAGGAGGAAAAGACGACGAACGAUCAAAUAAAAAAAUUAAAAGCAGUCUUGAAAGCGGUAGUCAUGAAGUUACCGAAGAAGAACUUGAGGCAUACCGCAUGUCACGGCGGCAGACUGAAGACCCUAUGGCAAAUUAUGUUGAUGAAGACAUUUAA